CCCGGCUUGACGGCAAUCGGCCUGGGGUUCGGUUCCCCAUCUCAGUUGUCUUACCGGUCUCGUGGGUCUACAAAUACUGCUGGCAUCGACGGAGCCUCGUUCGUCGUCCCUCUUCUCAUCCCUCCAUCUCCACACCUUGUGAGAGCAAGAGCACUGUCCAUCACUCACACGUUCGUUUGUGUGUGUUUUUGCAGGCAAUUAUCGUCAUAACGAUAACGUCCCACCACCAUCAUGGCUGGCGCCAAAGGCAACAUCUUUGCUGUCAACAAGCAAUUGCUUAAAACGACCGUCCCAAAGGCAUGGCUCGCGAUCAUCGUCUUCAACUUUGGAGCGCUGUUGUUUGGCUUUGACACGGCCAUGUUUGGCGCGCUCCAAGUCACUCCGUCGUGGCUCGGCACCUUUGGCACCAUUGGCAAGAAGGGCGAGUACGAGAUCAGCGCCAUCCAGCAGUCGCUGCUCAACUCCAUACCGUGGAUCGGAAAGAUAGUUGGCGUGAUUGUUGCAGAACCCAUCAACGAGAAAUUCGGAUACAAGACGUCGAUGGUAAUUGCUUCCACCAUACAGGUGAUUGGAGUGAUUGUAGAAAUGGUGGGCCGAAACUGGGGUAUCUUCUGUGCUGGCCGAACCAUUGUGUAUGGCGCCGUUGGCUACAUUGAGAACGUCGUCCCCCUCUACAUCGGCGAAAUCGUCUACCCAGAGUCUCGAGGAUUCUUCAUCGCUUGCUACUCGCUCGUUCUCGCGGGUGGCCAGAUCUGGGCCAACGGAGCCGUCCAGGGCAUCGCGAAAGACACGACCCAGGCUGGCUGGCUCAUCGUCUGCGGGCAGCAGCUGAUUCCCGUCAUUUUCAUCCUCGCUGGUUUGAAAUGGUGUCCGAGUUCACCCCGAUGGCUCCUUCAAAAGGGCCGCGAUGCCGAGGCCUUGCGCGCCUUGGCCAGCGUGCGUACAGCCGAAGAUAACGAGUCGGGCUGGGUCCAGAUGGAGAUCCUCGGGAUCCAGGAGGCCAUCGAAGCCGAGAAGCACACGGUCAAUAAUAGCUGGUUUGAUUUGUUCAAGGGCACCAACCUUCGGCGAACUUGGAUCGCCUCCCUGUCGUUUAUUGCAAACCAAUGGACUGGUAACCAGUUCGUCACUGCCUAUGCCCCGACCCUCUAUGUCCUGCUCGGGCGCAAAUCCCAGGCCUUCAUCUACACCAUUAUCAAAUCCGUCAUCUCCCUGGUUGCCGUGUUUGCCGCCAUGCUCGUCGUCGACAAGUGUGGCCGGCGGUUCGUCGUCAUCUUCGGCUGCAUCAUGCAAUGCAUCUUCUUGUAUGUCCUCGCGGGCAUGGGCAUGGCCAAGAAGCCGAGUACUGCCGAGCUCAACACCAUGGUGGCUGCCAUCCAACUGUUCAUCUUCUUCUGCCGUGGGUCGGUCAACGCCAUGGCCUUCCUCAUCCCGGCUGAGGUUUCCUCCUUGACUCUCCGGAAGAAGACUAUGGCUAUGGGCUGUGCGGUCGAUGUCGUCGCGGCCUUUGUGGUUACCUUCGUCACGCCCUACCUCAUCAAGCCGGAAUACGCCAACCUCUCCUCAAAGGUCGGCUUUAUUUUCGGGGGCUUCACCACCUUCUACCUCAUCUGGGCCAUCUUCUUCCUUCCCGAGCUGAAGAACAGAUCUCUGGAGGAAGUCGAUGAGUUGUUCAAUGCGAACCUCUGGGCUUGGCAGUUCUCAAAGUACGAGACCAAGAGCCUGGCGGGCCGCAUGGCGCAGCAAAAGGACGGAGGGGGGAAGGCUAUGCCGGAAGAUGUCGAGGACGAUGCCGUUGAGAUGGAGCAUAGCAAACGUGAGCUAUGAGAGAGUGAGACCGAUGAUUUGUACUACCUAUAUAAUAUUCGUG
Messenger RNA from Phialemonium atrogriseum, 1870 nucleotides. Its product is annotated as general substrate transporter. Gene Ontology annotation, cellular component: membrane. Lineage: Eukaryota; Fungi; Ascomycota; Sordariomycetes; Cephalothecales; Cephalothecaceae. Gene Ontology annotation, molecular function: carbohydrate:proton symporter activity. The record is from RefSeq and is a predicted model, not a curated record. Gene Ontology annotation, biological process: transmembrane transport; carbohydrate transport. The transcript has 7 exons. Bases 232 to 1827 code for a protein of 531 amino acids.